GUCACGCAAAACAUAAUGCAAACUCCUGGCUACUUGAAACUUCUUAAUGAAUUCGUAAUAUGGCUUGUGGCAGUAAACCCAAUUGCAAAAUACGCUCUCACAUUGAAUCCCAUAAAUUUAACUUUAGAAAUAUAUUAUCAUUCUAUUCCUCGGGUAGAGAGUUGGCUUAACUCGGGCCGUGGUCGUCGAUCAGGAUUACGUAUUAUCACGCGUAUAUUAGUGUCAUCAAUAGUCGUAUUUGUUGCAAUCAAACUUCCUGAAUUUGAAAGGGUUAUGGGUGUAUUAGGAAGUUUUUUUUCGUUCAUGAUCUCCGCUAUCUUCCCUUGUAUUUGCCAUUUAAAGUUAUAUGGACAUCAAUUAAGUUGGAAAGAGUGGUUGCUUAAUUGG
Molecule: messenger RNA, 387 nt
Organism: Racocetra persica
Lineage: Eukaryota; Fungi; Glomeromycota; Glomeromycetes; Diversisporales; Gigasporaceae
Source: the annotation of a GenBank genome assembly